UACUCCAUGAAAGUAAAAUGCACUAAACUAUAUAGUUCAAUAUUCUGUACAAUAUACGAACGUAAGUUGUUACGUAAAGUUCUACAGUGCAAACAGAUGAGAAAACAAACAGCAAUUAUUAAAUAGAAAUUUAAUUGUCAAUUAAAAUUGCUCGACAUAAUGAUGAAACAAAUUUCUCUAAGACUUGGAAAAUGUUUAUAUUUAAACAAUAUAUUACGCCACACAAAAAGAUACUACAACAAUAUGUCUACCAAUAGUAAAAGUAGAAUUGUUAAUGAUGCGAAAGAACCUUACUUCUUAGGCGUGGACACCAAUUUUACCAAUGAAUUAAAAUUCAUGGACAAAGAAAGUUAUGAUCCUUUACCAACAUUUAGACUUUUAGACUCAUCAAAACAUGAGUUACAAUUACCUAUUGACCUCAAGCUAGAUGAACAAACUUUGGUUACAAUGUAUCAUAAAAUGAUUACUUUGAAUAUAAUGGAUAAGAUUCUUUAUGAAUCUCAAAGACAAGGUCGUAUAUCAUUCUACAUGACUAAUACAGGGGAAGAAGCAACUCAAAUUGGUUCUGCAGCUGCUCUUACAUUAGAAGAUGUUAUAUAUGCGCAAUAUCGCGAAGCUGGUGUCCUAUUGUGGCGUGGUUAUUCCAUCCAAGAAUUUAUGCAUCAAUGUUAUGGCAAUUUCAAAGAUACGUCUAAAGGAAGACAGAUGCCUGUUCAUUAUGGAUCAAAAAGGUUGAACUUUGUUACUAUUUCUUCUCCUCUAACAACACAAUUACCUCAAGCUGUGGGUAUGGCAUAUGCGCUUAAACGAUCCAAGAGAAAAACAUGCGUAGUGUGUUAUUUCGGCGAAGGAGCUGCUAGUGAAGGCGAUGCUCAUGCAGCUUUCAAUUUUGCUGCAACGUUAGAAUGUCCCAUCGUUUUCGUAUGUCGAAAUAAUGGUUAUGCUAUUUCAACUCCUUGCUCGGAACAGCUUAAAGGAGACGGAAUUGCAGCGAGAGGUCCAGCUUAUGGUAUACGUACAAUUCGUGUGGAUGGUAAUGAUGUUCUCGCUAUGUAUUAUGCGACAAAAGCUGCUCGCGAAUAUUGUAUAAAGACAGGAAAACCAAUCUUAAUAGAAGCCAUGACUUAUCGAAUUGGUCAUCAUAGUACUUCUGACGAUAGCACUGCAUAUCGAUCGACCGAUGAAAUAAAAAGUUGGAAUCAUUGUACACCUAUAAAUCGAUAUCGUGAUUAUUUAGAGUCAAUUAAUUUGUGGUGCGAACAACAAGAACAGGAGUUAAAUGAAUCUGUAAAAAAAUCUAUUUUAAUUGCUUUUGCGGAUGCAGAGAAAGAACUUAAACCUUAUUGGAAAGAGUUAUUCACGGAUGUGUAUCAUACAAUGCCAAAGCACAUAAGAAAACAAAUGUGUUCCAUGGAAAAUCAUGUUGCAGAAUUUUAUGAACAUUAUCCAUUAAGCCUUUUUAAAUCAACUUAAUAAUACCAAAUAACAAUGAUUAGACCAAUUCUAUUUACCAUUCCACACUAAUAUUGUGUAUUUUUUUCUACUGUUUGGUAAUAAAGUAUUUACAUAUAAUUUAAAAUUUCAUAUUUUCAGCUAUUUCUUUGUAUUUUUCCAUUCUGUAUUCUUUUCUAGCUGCAUCAAGUAAUACAUUAUGAAGUAAAUUUUGCUGAUGUGGAUCAAUCUGCUCUAUGGGAGGAUACACAUUUCCUACAAUGAAAGUUUCAUAUUAACAUUUAUAUGAACUUGAAGGUCCAUGACGUAUUGCUUCUGAUAUUAGCUGCAAAAGGUAACGUUUUAUAAAAUACAAUGUAACGAAAAGUAAAUAUAAAAAAAGUUUGUGAUUCGUACCCGUUCGACAUAACCUCUCGUUUCAUCAGCUCUUUCAUAAUUCAUCUCGAGCCUCUCAUACUUAAUUAUAGCGGUUAAUGAUUUCUGAAGUUUCUUAAUUCUACCUUCUGGACCAAGUACAUUUUUUAAUUUACGUGGAUCUUGCCUAACUUUAUGCUUUAACUUAGAAACCAACUUUUCAACAUUUGCUUGAUUCAUUUUUCUGUUUGCUAUUUUGCUUGUUAGGCUUUAGGUUUUCGUUUUUUAAUAAAUCUCUGUCGACUACAGAAUUUAAAUUAUCUAAACAGAAUAUUAAGACAAGAGAAUCGUCUUUUAGAGUUUUACUAUUGAACAAGUUCGUAAUAGUUCGGAAGCCAUUUAAAACUUAUUGUGUAUAUGUAUACCGCAGUUCACCAAAGUCCAUAACUGCGAAAAGACCAGUUUUCGUUCUUCGCGCACCUCCAGUGCGCAUCUUCGCCCUGAUUGGCGAUACUCCCAAACGAAGUGGAAAGCGAUUAGCAGAGAGCUCGCUGCGUUCCCCCACCAUCUUCCAACCUGCGCGUCGCAGUUAUGGACUCUGGUGAACUACGGUAUAAGUGUAUGCAUAUUACAUAGUCACAAUAAGUGUUCGGUUACUGGUGGACAUUCUUUGGGGGAGAGAGCUGUAGCUGGGGUAAUUCUAAACAACUUUUUCCUUUACCAAAAUGUUUGUUAAAGCUUAUUUUUCAAAUUAUUAGUGAAAAACGCCGAGCAAUCAGAGCGCGUAUAAUGCGCAUGCGCGGCCGCGGAAGUGUCGGCUACGAACCGACGCGCCGAGUAGUUUGUUCGCGACCACGAGCAAGCGCGGUUGUCGUAGCCGGCACUUCCGCGGUCGAGCAUGCGCACUCUGAUUGGUCGUUGUUUUUCGUUAAUUUUAUAAAAUUAAGUUUUAACAAGCAUUGUAAUGAAGGAAAAAAGUUGUUUAAUAUCACCUCAGCUAUCAUCCCCUCAAAGGAUAUCCACCUGUAACCGAACAUCUUGUACAUACGAAACCUCUUCCUAUACUGUCACUCCUCUCCUGGACAUCCAUGGGGAAGGGCGGGAAAAGGUAAGCGCAAUUUAAAUACGCGUUAGUUGUCACCAAAGAGUUUAUUUAAAUGUUUCUAUGUUAUGUAUAUAACAAAAACAUUUGAAAUUCAAAAAUGUAAUAAAUUAAUUAACCAUUAAA
Messenger RNA from Osmia lignaria (orchard mason bee), 3034 nucleotides. It is a transcript of the gene BckdhA, whose product is annotated as Branched chain keto acid dehydrogenase E1 subunit alpha. The record is from RefSeq and is a predicted model, not a curated record. Gene Ontology annotation, cellular component: oxoglutarate dehydrogenase complex. Gene Ontology annotation, biological process: branched-chain amino acid catabolic process. Lineage: Eukaryota; Metazoa; Arthropoda; Insecta; Hymenoptera; Megachilidae. Gene Ontology annotation, molecular function: oxidoreductase activity, acting on the aldehyde or oxo group of donors, disulfide as acceptor.